Serendipita indica DSM 11827 is the source of this 1407-nucleotide messenger RNA. NCBI's taxonomy places the organism in Eukaryota, Fungi, Basidiomycota, Agaricomycetes, Sebacinales, Serendipitaceae. The record is from the annotation of a GenBank genome assembly.
AUGCUCUCUCAUUCAUUUUUCGCUCUCGUGGCUCUCGCAGCAUCCUCCUUCCUCUGGGUUCCAGAGACCCAGGCAUGCCAUAACCACGGAGGCAGUCCUGCUUAUUGGCUCGCGAAUCUGCGAAACUCGACUGGUACCACGUCUCCGUUUAUGAAUGCCCCUGGUGUUCGCAAGAUUCGUUUCUCCGACGGUGCCGCACCAGUCUUGCUCUCUGCAUUUGAAAAAGAUGAGCUCGAGCGCUCCGGUUUCAGAUACUUUGAUGUGACGGAGAACGAUCUCGACGAAGUCCGUGCACAACGCGCUGCUGCUGGUGAUUUAAACCUCGUAGCAACUUUCCCUUCUGGUCCAACGCACCAGAGCGAGGUAAAGGCAAUCAUCUCCACACUCUCAAUCGACAACCUCAAGUCCGAUCUUGCGGUACUCACCGCCUACAAUAACCGCUACUAUCGCUCUAGUACCGGUGCUGCAUCCGCAAACGACCUCGCUGCGAAACUCAAGACGAUUGCCUCUGCUGCUCCAGGUACCGGAGGCGCCAUCACAGUCAAGACUUUUUCCAACACUUUCACGAUGCCAUCUGUCAUUGCACGUAUUGAAGGUACAAAUCCUACGGCACCAGUCGUGAUUAUUGGCGCACAUCUUGACACGAUUAACCAAGGUUCUCCGAUGAACGGCCGUGCUCCUGGUGCAGACGACGAUGGAUCCGGGUCUGUCAACCUCAUCGAGGCCUUCCGCAAAAUGACCGCUGCCGGAUUCAAACCAGCUAAUCCGGUCGAAUAUCACUGGUAUGCUGGCGAGGAGGGCGGUCUCCUUGGAAGCUCAGCCAUUGCCAAGGCGUAUGCCAGCGCUGGCACGGCAGUCAGGGGAAUGCUCCAAUUGGAUAUGACUGGAUACGUCAAGCCUGGGACGAACCCAGUUGUUGGCUUUAUCACCGACUAUGUCGACGCAUCACUAACGGCAUUUACCAAGACGCUAAUCAAUGCCUAUUUGACCAAUAUUGGUAUCGCCGAAUCCAAAUGUGGAUACGCAUGCUCCGACCACGCCUCUUGGACAAGCUCAGGGUAUUCUUCAGUAUUUCCAUUUGAGAGCACCUUUUCGAACGACAAUCCUAGCAUUCACGGCGACGGAGAUACCGUCAAUGUCAAUGGUUUCGACUGGGACCACAGCUUGCAGUUUACGAAACUCGCUGUAGCGUUCCUUAUGGAGCUUUCGCUUCCCGGCUCGGCCACUCCGAGCAGCAGCAGCAGCAGCACAGUUGUGACCACAAGCACCAGCUCUACACGCCCUUCAUCCACAACAACCACUGCUCGCCCAACUUCCACAACCUCUUCGUCUUCCCGCCGUUCUACGACGACUACGACAUCGUCAAAUGCGUGCCCACGAUGGUGGCCAAAUUGCCCUUGGGCGUGA